AUGACGCAUCAAACUCAGCAACUUCAGCCGCAGGAGGAAGUAUCACUCAGCCCUGACGCACCAGUCAUCUUUGAUCCACCGGGGCAUGAGGAUCAAAUAAAAAGCUACCUAGUGACUGCAGUACAUGUGGUAGCUCUCCCACCUGUGAAUCAAAACGCGGAUAGAAACCGCUGGCUAUUACUUCUCCAAGUUAAAGGCGACGAAGGAGAUGAAACUGUACAGUUGGAUCUAAUAGGGGCCGCACCUGGGUCUAUCCAAUGCAAAUUACUGUGCCACAAGGGACGUGAAGUCGAUCCGAAAGGUCAUUUCACAGGAAUAGCCAAAGCGGCCAAGAUGGAAGUACUGGCAGGCCACACAGUAGGAAAGGUACUAGGGAAAAUGGAAGGAUAUGGACUUUUAGACUACGAAUUUGCGAUAUCCAUGGGUAGACGGUCAGGAUACCGACGAUGGAUUGAUCGGGUCUCUGAAGAGACGUGGCAAGAGGCAUCUUCCAUUCGGUCUGCUCUCGAAGAGGUUUGGGAUAAUCAUAUGCCUAUGGCUACAAGCUUCCCCGCCCGUCUUGACGGUGGAACCUGGGACGAAUUGAAUUAUUCGUCUAGAUCAAUAGAGUUGGCCGAGGCGCGUCGACGGGAUGCAGCAAGUGAGGAGCUGCUAUACCAGCGUGGUCUCCAUAUCGAACACAUUCAUCGUGAAACUAAACUCGACUUACACGAUUAUGAGCAAAUGUCAAACUGUUCAUAUUAUUGA
Messenger RNA from Talaromyces rugulosus, 747 nucleotides. RefSeq lists its product as uncharacterized. The record is from RefSeq and is a predicted model, not a curated record. Bases 1 to 747 code for a protein of 248 amino acids. The transcript is spliced from 3 exons. Lineage: Eukaryota; Fungi; Ascomycota; Eurotiomycetes; Eurotiales; Trichocomaceae.